This is a messenger RNA of Pyrus x bretschneideri (Chinese white pear), 915 nucleotides long. Its product is annotated as probable glutathione S-transferase. Gene Ontology annotation, cellular component: cytoplasm. The record is from RefSeq and is a predicted model, not a curated record. Gene Ontology annotation, biological process: glutathione metabolic process. The coding region runs from base 45 to 704 and encodes 219 amino acids. Lineage: Eukaryota; Viridiplantae; Streptophyta; Magnoliopsida; Rosales; Rosaceae. Gene Ontology annotation, molecular function: glutathione transferase activity. The transcript is spliced from 2 exons.
UAAAAGGCCUGCCUACAAGAAGAUAGCUCAAACUACCAGCAAAAAUGGCAGAAGUGAAACUCCUUAGGACAUGGUCAAGCGCUUUUGGCCUGAGAAUCGUUUGGGCGCUGCAACUUAAAGGCAUCCCUUACGAAACAAUCUACGAAGAUCUUUCAAACAAAAGCCCUUUACUUCUUCAGUCUAACCCUAUUCAUAAGAAAAUUCCAGUGCUCCUGCACAAUGGAAAUGCAGUUGUUGAGUCACUCAUAAUUCUUGAAUACGUCGACGAAACAUGGAAGGAGAAUCCCUUACUGCCGGAAGAUCCUCUUGAGCGAGCCACUGCACGCUUUUGGGCCAGAUAUGGUGAUGAGAAGGUUUUCGCAUCUAUUUGGGAAUCCUUUACCAAGGAAGGGAAAGAGCAAGAGGAAGGUAUUGUAAAAGCCAAGGAGAACUUGAAGUACUUGGAAGAAGAGCUAAAGGGAAAGAAAUUCUUUGGCGGAGAGAGAGUUGGAUUUGCGGAUAUUGCACUUGGAUGGCUUGCAUACUAUGAGAGUUUGUUGGAAGACAUAGCAGGAAUGAAAGUGGUAACCAAAGAAGAGUUUCCAUUGUUAUCAGCAUGGGCGGGGACUUUUGCAGAUGCUCCUAUCAUCAAAGAUAAUUGGCCGCCUAAAGACAAACUUAUUGCCAAGCUUCAGGCUAUCCGUGACAGUAUCUUAAAAGAAUGAAAUGAUCUGGUCUGUGAUCAUUUCAUGAAUGGACAUGAGGGAAAGAGUUAGGUACGGAAUGUGGACAAUCUACGGAACCAUUUUUAAUAAAUCCUGCCAAAGUUAUUGGUGAGUUUACAUAAAUAUAGCAUCAAGAAUUACAGAGAUGAUCAUGGAUUUUGGAGAAAUAAGUAAUGUCUGGUUGAAAUAUAUAUCAAAGUGUUUUCUGGGA